This is a messenger RNA of Pezoporus flaviventris, 503 nucleotides long. RefSeq names its product ribosomal protein L27a (gene RPL27A). Gene Ontology annotation, cellular component: cytosolic large ribosomal subunit; ribosome. Gene Ontology annotation, biological process: translation. Gene Ontology annotation, molecular function: structural constituent of ribosome. NCBI's taxonomy places the organism in Eukaryota, Metazoa, Chordata, Aves, Psittaciformes, Psittacidae. The record is from RefSeq and is a predicted model, not a curated record. The transcript is spliced from 5 exons. The coding region runs from base 6 to 452 and encodes 148 amino acids.
GCAAGAUGCCUUCCAGGCUAAGGAAGACCCGGAAGCUGAGGGGACAUGUUAGCCACGGCCACGGCCGCGUUGGCAAACAUAGGAAACAUCCUGGAGGACGUGGUAAUGCUGGUGGUAUGCACCACCACAGGAUUAACUUUGACAAAUAUCACCCAGGUUACUUUGGCAAAGUAGGCAUGAGGCACUAUCACUUGAAGAGAAACCAAAAGUUCUGUCCUACUGUCAAUUUGGAUAAACUAUGGACGCUGGUCAGUGAACAGACAAGGCUCAAUUAUGCCAAAAAUGAGGCUGGACUGGCUCCAGUCAUUGAUGUUGUGCGCUCGGGCUACUACAAAGUCCUGGGCAAAGGGAAGCUGCCCAAGCAGCCUGUGAUUGUAAAAGCAAAGUUCUUCAGUAGGAGAGCAGAGGAGAAGAUCAAAGAAGUUGGUGGUGCCUGUGUUCUUGUUGCAUAAAAGCCUUUGUUUUAUUCAAAUUUUUUGAAUAAAGACAAUGUGUAAAAUGCA